Mandrillus leucophaeus (drill) is the source of this 845-nucleotide messenger RNA. RefSeq names its product platelet factor 4. The transcript has 3 exons. Gene Ontology annotation, biological process: cellular response to lipopolysaccharide; antimicrobial humoral immune response mediated by antimicrobial peptide; inflammatory response. Gene Ontology annotation, cellular component: extracellular region. Gene Ontology annotation, molecular function: chemokine activity; CXCR chemokine receptor binding. Bases 166 to 471 code for a protein of 101 amino acids. The record is from RefSeq and is a predicted model, not a curated record. NCBI's taxonomy places the organism in Eukaryota, Metazoa, Chordata, Mammalia, Primates, Cercopithecidae.
AUCUUAGUUUCCGCACCGCCGUUCCUCGCUGUCCCCUUCAGGCUUCCGGACUGGAAGGACAGCCGGCGAUAAAACGCGCCUGGUGAGGCUCAGGAGUCACUGGUCACAGAGACCCAGUCCGACUUUCCCAUCGUACUGAGAUCCUGCUGGAAACUCUGCUGCAACAUGAGCUCCGCAGCCCGGUUCUGCCCCUCACGCCCCGUGCUGCUGUUUCUGGCGUUGCUGCUCCUACCAGUUGUGGUCGCCUUCGCCACAGCUGAAGCUGAAGAAGAUGGGGACCUUCAGUGCCUGUGUGUGAAGACCACCUCCCAGGUCCGUCCCAGGCACAUCACCAGCCUGGAGGUGAUCAAGGCCGGACCCCACUGCCCCACUGCCCAACUGAUAGCCACGCUGAAGAAUGGGAGGAAAAUUUGCUUGGACCUGCAAGCCCCGCUGUACAAGAAAAUAGUUAAGAAACUUUUGGAGAGUUAGCUACUAGUUGUCUAAGUGUGUGCAUUUGCUUUGUAACAUACUUUUUUUUUUUCCAGUUUCAAUCUAACUGUGAAAGAACCUCUGAUAUUUGUGUUAUCCCUAUGAUUUUAAAUAAACAAAAUGAAUCAAGUUGUAGUAUAGUCAAAAUACUUCUUAAUAAUAGUGCAAAAAUUGCAUUGACACAUAAUUUCAUGGAAGAAAAAAAUUCCGGUAUUUUAAGCAAAAAGUAUUUUGAAGGAAGGUUUGAAUACUGGCUUUGCUUGGUGUUACAUGUUGGCUGAUACAUAUUCAUGCAUUUACAUGAUUGCAGUACUUUAUAGCUACAAUUUACCUGGACGAUUAUUAUUACCUUUGCCAAUAAAUAUUAGUAGCAC